Molecule: messenger RNA, 405 nt
Organism: Lactuca virosa
Lineage: Eukaryota; Viridiplantae; Streptophyta; Magnoliopsida; Asterales; Asteraceae
Source: the annotation of a GenBank genome assembly
AUGACCCGGUACACAAAUCACUUCCUGGUGAGUGAAAUUAAGAGGGAGGUUGAAGGUGGGAACAACGUUCAAUUAAUUAGUGGGUUCGGUGGUAGUGUAGGAAGAUUAUCUUUGGAAGGUGGGUUUUCGUCCGACAGUUCUUCUGGUGAUGGAAAUCAGGUACUCAAGGGUGAAAAUCUCGAUAAAUUGAUGGGUAGAACCAUUAAUGCCACCAUUGUUCUUGUUGCUGGUACUUUCAGUAUUACCAAAUUUCUCACCAUUGAUUACGAUUAUUGGCAUAUUUUGGAGCACUCAUACCCACAAAUUUUCUCAACAAAGUCUGUAGUCAGAGAUGAAUGUGAACAGAGACUCCGAUUAGAUUUAUUGUAUUCUAUCGAUUCCUAUACAAAACUUUGUGCAUUUUGA